This is a messenger RNA of Camponotus floridanus (Florida carpenter ant), 1673 nucleotides long. It is a transcript of the gene Sqor, whose product is annotated as sulfide:quinone oxidoreductase, mitochondrial. The transcript is spliced from 9 exons. The record is from RefSeq and is a predicted model, not a curated record. Lineage: Eukaryota; Metazoa; Arthropoda; Insecta; Hymenoptera; Formicidae. The coding region runs from base 280 to 1605 and encodes 441 amino acids. Gene Ontology annotation, cellular component: mitochondrion. Gene Ontology annotation, molecular function: sulfide:quinone oxidoreductase activity; FAD binding.
UCUGCGAAAUGUGAGAGAUGCUCGUUUCUCUUAUCCCCUCUUGUUCCAAGGUCGUGGACAUUUUUCUCGUAAUGUACCGGACAUUACAUUCGCCAAGAUUGCAAUGUAGCCAUCGAGCAAGGAAAUUCAGACCAAUCCCUUUUCAAGUGAUACGAAAACACACGAUGUCCCGAAAGUGAAAGUUUGUCGCAUCAACCGGACAUGAAAGACGUAGAGAUUUUAACCUAGAACCACAAAAAUACAAACUUCCAAUCAACUACAUUUAACUACUCCACCACAAUGUUCCACCUACUGUUAUCUGAAAACCUUACGUCACUAUCUAGAAGAGUAUUGAUUAGAAAUGAAUACAGGCAAAUCCAUCAUACCUGCAAAAUCUUGGUGAUUGGAGGUGGUACCGCUGGCUGUUCAAUGGCUGCAAAACUGUCCAGAAAACUUGACAAACCAAACCAAAUUAUUGUGCUGGAACCCAGUGAUGUUCAUUAUUAUCAACCCUUAUUUACUUUGGUCGGUGGUGGUAUUAGUUCUUUUAAGUCAUCAAGAAGGUAUAUGAAAGAUGUUUUGCCAAAGAAAGCGAAGUGGUUGAAAGCUUCUGUUGUCGAGUUUCAACCAGAUGCUAAUAAAAUAUUGACACAUCAUGGAGAUACUAUACAAUAUGAUAUUAUGAUUGUUGCUCUAGGCUUACAAUUAUAUUGGGAUAAAAUUCCAGGUUUAACUAAGGGUCUAUAUGAUCCUGAUGCACAGGUCUGUUCUAUUUAUGGAUCUGAUACUGUACCCCAAGUUUACCAGAAAAUGAAAAAAAUUAAAUCAGGAACUGCAAUAUUUACAUUUCCGAAUACGCCAGUCAAAUGUCCAGGCGCGCCGCAAAAAAUCGCUUACAUUGCUGAGGAUUAUUUUCGCAAGCACAAUUUGCGCAACAAUAUUGACGUUGUAUAUAAUACGGCAUUACCAGUUAUAUUUGGAGUAAAAAAAUAUGCCAAUUCCCUCUGGAAUGUUUGUAAAGAGAGAGAUAUUACUGUCAAUCUUCAAACAAAUCUGGUUAAAAUAGAUCUAAACAAAAAACAAGCUACAUUUGAGAAGUUAAACUCGUCAGGAGAAACAUCAGUGCAAGAUUACUCUUUUCUCCAUGUAACGCCUCCAAUGGGACCUCCUACAGUUUUGAAAGAACAUCCGAUAUUAACUAAUGAAGUUGGAUUUCUUUGUGUCGAUCCUAAAACUCUACGACACACAAGAUAUUCAAAUAUAUUUGGUAUAGGCGAUUGUACAAAUACUCCGAAUUCUAAAACGAUGGCUGCAAUAGCUGCACAAGGAAAAGUGUUGUAUCAGAAUAUCAAGGAUGACUUGGCUGGAAAACCAAUGACAAUGGUUUAUGAUGGUUAUGCAUCGUGUCCCUUAGUUACUGGUUAUGGCAAGUGCAUUCUAGCAGAGUUUGACUAUAAUUUGCAGCCUAAGGAGACUUUCCCAGUGAAUCAAGGCAAAGAACUCUAUUUUAUGUUUAUACUGAAGAAAUAUAUCUUUCCUUUUAUAUACUGGCACUUGAUGUUGAGGGGUUAUUGGAAUGGACCAGAGUUCUUCCGCAAGUUUACAAAGCUCUUAAAGACAGAUUAAUACUCGAAGUAAAAAGAAAAUGUGGGAAAAAUAAGCCUGGUGCCUUUUUUUAUAAUUGAAUAAAGUAA